This is a messenger RNA of Strongyloides ratti, 657 nucleotides long. RefSeq lists its product as hypothetical. The transcript is spliced from 3 exons. Lineage: Eukaryota; Metazoa; Nematoda; Chromadorea; Rhabditida; Strongyloididae. The record is from RefSeq and is a predicted model, not a curated record. Bases 1 to 657 code for a protein of 218 amino acids.
AUGAUACAAUUUUAUCAAAAAUUAUAUAUUAUUAUCCUUUUGAUAAGCAUUUUAUCGUCUUUAGCAGUAUUUGAGGGCAGUAAACCUGUUACUAGCAACGAAUCAUUGUUAUUACGUAUAAGAAGAGAUGAAGAUGGAUUAACAAACAAAGAUAAGGAAGCAUGUAGAGAGCUAAAUUCAGAAUAUCGUAAAGUAUGUGGAACAAGACAACCAGAUAAAGAGUCUAAAGAUUUUUGUGACGCUUAUGAAAAUGUUUGUUUUGAGAUUUCCUCAAAUGAACCAGACCAAAAUACUGUAAAGCCUCCACGUUCUACAGAACCACCAUUUACUAAAGUUAAAAUACAUAAAACUGAUUGGGCUGCUUUUUGUAAAGAAUAUAAACCAAGAUUUCUUUAUGUAUGCCCAAAUCCAUUUCCCUAUGGACAAAAAGCUAUUGUAUUUUGUCCAUUAUAUUCAGAAAGAUGUAAUUUAGCUGUUCCUGAAAGACCUGUUAACCCAAAUGGUGGUGGAACAUUUUCAAGAGAUGCAAGAAAUAAUCUUUGUUCAGAAUAUCGUGGAUUUGCAGCACGUUAUUGCAAUAAUCCUUUAGCAAUGACACAACCAAAUGUAAGAGAUGGAUGUGAAAAAUAUUCAAGAUUUUGUCUUAAUCGUGGUUAG